Molecule: messenger RNA, 3521 nt
Organism: Xyrauchen texanus (razorback sucker)
Lineage: Eukaryota; Metazoa; Chordata; Actinopteri; Cypriniformes; Catostomidae
Gene: cdkn1d
Product: cyclin-dependent kinase inhibitor 1D
Exons: 3
Coding region: 485-1000 (171 amino acids)
Biological process (GO): signal transduction by p53 class mediator; regulation of mitotic cell cycle
Cellular component (GO): nucleus
Molecular function (GO): cyclin-dependent protein serine/threonine kinase inhibitor activity
Source: RefSeq, a predicted model, not a curated record
GUCACGUUGCAGAUCAACGUGACUGAAGUUCUCGACGGCCCGACCGAACUGAAUGAGAAGCGAGCAAAACACAGAAUGUGUGUCAGGCAGGGGGCUUUGACCUACUUACCACAUAAACAGCACAGCGCUGCGAGCUGUGACAUCAAGAUGUGAACGUAUUUUUGUUUUACACAGAGACUUGGAUCUUCGUCUGCUUAGCAAUGCAAAGAAUACACAUAUAUGUGAUUUGAAUCAAUUCAGUCGUCUAGAUUCGUGGGAGUGUAAAUAAGUGCCUACAUUUGAGACACGAAGUCCUCGUAUCGCACUGUACUGAACUAUUGUUGGGUCGGUGGGUCGUGCUUGCCAUCAUAUAAAAAACAACUAAUUGCAUAUGAGCUUGUAAGCUCCACUGGUUGUGCUGUGUUUAUCGGUGGGAUUGUUGUUAGGAACUACAACACUUAUCGCUUUACAUUUGGAUCAUUUUUGAAUUGACCUCGAAUGGAACAUGACCAUGUCACCGGUUGAGUGUGAUAUUGGGCUGCUGAAAGGACGGGAUGAGGACAUUAAACCUCAUGCCGUAAAGCUCCGUCGCAACUUGUUUGGCCCUGUGGACCAUGAGCAGUUGCAGCAGGAUUUUAAGAAUCUCUUCUGCAUGAGCUUGGAGAUUGCCAAGCAGCGCUGGAACUUUGACUUCCAGAGGGACAAACCGGCCCCUGGCUCCGCUGAGUGGGAGGAGCUAUGGUGCCAAGACGUGCCAGUGUUCUACCACAGCUGUGUGGUGAAGCCUGCUAUGGCAAGGCAAAGAGUGGACACAACUACUGGAGGAGGAGCCUUCGCUUGUUCAACCUUAUCCAUGGCCACACAGAAAUACCGGGAGCUGCAGAGCAGAGGACCAUUGAGAGGGGUCAAACCAGAGAAGAGGAUGACUGUAUUGCUGGGAGUCAAACGCAAACAAGCAAACAUUACAGACUUUUUCAGAGUGACAAAGAGAAGGUUUCUGCAUCACAAAACUUCAUCAUGAAGAGAAAACUUGUUGCUUUGUUGGACCUUUUUUGUAAUUUAUAUAAAUAUAUAAAUGUACAUAAAAUAUCUGCACAUUUAGUUCUUCUAACAGAGGCUUGUUGUCUUACAAGAUUAUAUUCUCAAAUUCUAAACAUAAAUACAGGUGUGUGUGUGUGUGUGUGUGUGUGUGUGUGUGUGUGUGUGUGUGUGUGUGUGUGUGUGUGUGUGUGUGUGUGUGUGUGUGAGCGUGUAUUUAUCACUUUGUGGGGACCAAAUGUCCCCAUAAGGAUAGUAAAACCCGAAAUGUUUGACCUUGUGGGGACAUUUUGUCGGUCCCCAUGAGGAAAACAGCUUAUAAAUCAUACUAAAUUAUGUUUUUUGAAAAUGUAAAAAUGCAGAAAGUUUUCAGUGAGGGUUAGGUUUAGAGGUAGGGUUAGGUUUAGGGGAUAGAAUAUAAAGUUUGUACAGUAUAAAAACCAUUAUGUCUAUGGAAAGUCCCCAUAAAACAUGGAAACACAACGUGUGUGUGUGUGUGUGUGUGUGUGUGUGUGUGUGUGUGUGUGUGUGUGUGUGUGUGUGUGUAGCGGUUAGCGUGCUGUGCUACGAACCUGCCGACCUGAGUUUGAUUCCCGCUCAUGACCAACACCAGUGACGAUUGUCUGAACCGGUCCCGGGCCUCCCCUAGGUUGACUCAGCCUAAAAUGAGUACCUGGUGUGGUGUGUAAAACAUCGCCACUGGGGAGGUGGUUGGGUGUGGUGCUGGCCACCCACCCCCUUGUGUACCAUCGUGGCCUUCAUAGGUGCUUAACACUUGCCCCUACAGUCAGUCUGUUACGUGUGUGUGUAAUGCGUUACCUAUAAAAAGUACUUGCCCCUUUGUAAUUUUUCAGAUUUUAUUGUUGCAACAUGGAACAAUGUUUAACUGGGAUUCUUUUUUUCUUUCUUUCAUUUUUCAUAGCUCAUCAACAUUUAUAAAAAAAAUAAAUAAGGUCAAAGAGAAAUCAGAUGCAAUACUUAAGUGAUAAAAAAAUGAAAUUGAGUGCAUUGAAUAAUAAAAGCAAUUUGAUAAGAAUUGACUCGCUAAAUCAACUAAAUAAUUUUUUUAUUAAUUCCAAGAGGAACUAAUAAAUUAUAAUUAUUCUGUUCCAUGUUGUUACACAAUACAGUUUAAAAAUGUUUGGAAUGCACCUUGUGCAUAUUAACAGUCCAUUUCUUUGCUGGGCACUGAAUAUAUUUAAAUGUAUCAAAUACUGUGAACUUUUACAAAACUUCACUAUAAAAAGACUAUUUGAAUUGAAUGAUAAUGACAUGAAGAUUGCAAUGCUCAGACUUUAAAUGCAGAAUAUAAUUAAUCAUAUCAUUACUUUAUUCCAUUUAUUACUUUAUACUUUUUAUUAUUUGUAUGUGUUUUACAGUUUUUGCAGGGUGUUACAAGGUUACAAAAUGCCUUAUUAUUGUAAAAAAAAAAACAAAGAAGAAGAAGAAAAAUAUUUCAAGAACCUGAGCAGUUACAACAAUUUAGCACUGUCCAUUUUAAUUCGUUUUUUGUAUGAAAAUGACCCUGUAGUUACAGAUUAACUAGCAAGAGCUAAUUAAACAUUUCCAGUAUUUCAGUACAAAUUUUCAUAAAUGUUUAUUAACGUUGAUUGAAAAAAACCGGUGCAGCUUCUUUUGAAUGUUUUUUGAGUACAAUUGAAUUCUAAUUUAAUGUAAUUUGCACACCUGUUGUAAACUUUAAUAAUAUACAAGACCUUGAUAAUACUUUACAAUAAGGUUCUCUAUGUUAUCAUUAACACAAGGUAUCAUGAACACACAAUGAAUAAGAAUAUUUACAGCAUUUAUUAAUAUUGGUUAUGUUAACGCUAUACUAUUAUUCACUGUUCAUGUUAGUUCAUAAUGCAUUAGCUAAUGUUCAAAUGUGUUAGAAUAUAGAAAUGACCAUUAACCAAGAUUAUUAAAUGCUAUAAAAAUAUUAUAAACAUGCAAAAAAACAUUGUUAACCUGUUAAAUAAUUUGUUAAUGUUAGCAUAUACAAACUUAUUGUAAAGUGUUACAGAGAGACCUUUCUAUUUGCCUUUAACAUUUGAUUACCUGUUUUGUCUGCGUGUACUGUAGGUAACGGGCAUUUUAUGAACCUUACAAUACUUUUUCUUUUUUCAUCUGAUGUUUUAUUUAGUUGUAAGAGUGUGUGGUAUACUUCAUUGCAUAUGUCUGUGAAUAUGUGUUGAAUUUGCUAUACAUUUGACAUUGGUUAACUGCAUUAUCUGCCUCUUUCUUAUCUAAAAAUGUACUUGUUCACAAUAAAUACAACUGCUUAAGGCUUUUGUACAAAUUUUGAGAAGAUGCCAGUUUAAUGAACCCACUGAAUAGAACGAGUCCCAUACGUUCAACUGCAGACAUUAGUCGAAUUCAUCAUUAAAUUGUUGCAUUCAUAGAUGCGUUCGUCACUUACACACUAGACUUUCAAAAAUGUUUCUUGUGCAGAUCAUAUCUUUUCAUCUUAAUAAAAUGUACAAAUACCCAUGAAAUUUGUGCUCUAC